This is a messenger RNA of Anoplophora glabripennis (Asian longhorned beetle), 621 nucleotides long. RefSeq names its product venom carboxylesterase-6-like. The coding region runs from base 1 to 621 and encodes 206 amino acids. The transcript is spliced from 5 exons. NCBI's taxonomy places the organism in Eukaryota, Metazoa, Arthropoda, Insecta, Coleoptera, Cerambycidae. The record is from RefSeq and is a predicted model, not a curated record.
AUGGAAUAUCUUUGGCAAAACUUAGACGAGAUAGACGAAAAGUGGGUAGAAAUAUCUCCCUAUCUGCUAGAUUGCAACGAGACUUUACCUGAAUCGAAGACGGAGGCAGUAGCGAAGGAAGUUUUAGACUACUAUUUGGGACCAGGACAAAAAAUCAGUAAAAAUAAUUUCAAAAAAUUUACGCAGAUUGUCACCGACAGGUUGUUCGCUGUUUCUGCAGAAUUAUCAGUUAAACUACAAGCCAACGUAACAAAAUCUCCAAUAUAUCUCUACAUAUUCAAUUACACCGAAGGUGAAAACAAAGUGGUGCAAUUCUUAUCGGGAACAGAUGAAAUAGAAGGAGUAUGUCACGGUGAAGAUGGCAUCUACUUCUAUGGUUUAUUACAAAUCAAACCAUUAUCGGAACAAGAUAAACGCCUGAGUAUUGCUUGCCACAAUAUGUUGUACUCAUAUGCUAGCAGCGGUAAUCCUUCUUUCGAUGGGACAGACAAUUGGCAACCAAUAGGUGCUGAAGAGCUGACAUACUUGUUAAUAAAUGGACCGGAAGACAUGAAGCUGCAAAGCAGCGAAAGCCUGACUCCAACUGACUUUUGGAGCAAGCUUGGAUUCCUGGAGAAUUGA